Macrobrachium nipponense is the source of this 6841-nucleotide messenger RNA. RefSeq names its product solute carrier family 13 member 2-like. Lineage: Eukaryota; Metazoa; Arthropoda; Malacostraca; Decapoda; Palaemonidae. The transcript is spliced from 12 exons. Gene Ontology annotation, biological process: transmembrane transport; citrate transport. Gene Ontology annotation, cellular component: membrane. Bases 405 to 2189 code for a protein of 594 amino acids. Gene Ontology annotation, molecular function: succinate transmembrane transporter activity; citrate transmembrane transporter activity. The record is from RefSeq and is a predicted model, not a curated record.
UCGCGAGUGGGGAUCCCGAUCGGAAAUGCGGGUAUGGCGUGGUCUAUACUCUAUAGCUGUUUAACUAGACUUUGGGGUAGGAUACGUGAGCAAUGUUUUUGUACCAAGUUUCACCGACUAAACAAAAGAGUGAAGUGACAAUCACGCCCUUAGUCCGACACUCUCGUGUUAGCCUACUUCGACACGUGCAGUUUAAGGUUUUGGGGAUUAGGAGUUCAGAAGGAAGGAAAAUGAAUUCAGUUGAAAUACUCCACGAACAUCUUUCUCAAUAAAGAAACAAGAUAAGAAGAAAGACAUUUGGAACACUUAAAAAACUCCACUGCUUUGUGAGUGCCAGUUUUCCCAGCCUUUUCACAAAAGAGCCAGUAAGCAUUGAAGGAAUUUUGCUGUUUAGCAAAUGCAAAAUGCCGUCAUUCCGCACAAUAAUCAAGAUGUACUGGAAAACUUUCCUUCUGGUAUUAUCUCCCAUCAUCUUCGCCGCCUUACCCAUCAUUUCUGCUACGAAUGAGGCCAAAUGCGGCUACGUCAUGAUCAUGAUGGCCAUCUUCUGGAUGACGGAGAUUUUCCCGCUGGCGGUGACGGCGCUCAUCCCCGUCUUCGCCUUCCCCUUCCUGGGCAUCCUUCCGACUGGGGAAGUCACUCGGGUGUACAUGAAGGAGAACAUCAUGAUGUUCAUCGGUGGAGUGACGAUAGCUGUUGCUGUUGAGCAUUGCAACUUACACAAGAGAAUCGCUCUCUUUGUCAUCUUCCAUUUGGGUCAAAGUCCACGUAGACUGAUGGCUGGUUUCAUGCUGACCACCAUGUUCCUAUCGAUGUGGAUCUCUAAUACUGCCACGACCGCCAUGAUGGUUAGAGUUGUGGAUGCCCUGUUGGUCGAGCUGUUCAUAUCAAGUGAAGAGGUCGAUGAAGCCAUUAGUUCUAAUGGCAGGGGUCACAUGGAACUUCAAGGAAUAGAAAAUGGCAGUUACAUUCCUGAAGAUGAUUGUGAGUCAGGAAGAAACAAAAAUCUCCAAACCAACACCAAAGGCCAGAAGGUGAAGGAAGACAAACCAAGACCCAAGACUAUUGCCGAAAUGUCACUGAACGACGAAUGUCGAGCACUGAAGGACAUGUGCUUUCUAGCAGUGGCCUAUUCUGCUAACGUAGGAGGAACAGGGUCCAUGACUGGUACGGGUUCGAAUCUGGUUCUUAAAGGCAUCCUCGAAAGUUCCUUCGACGAAUCUACUGGUCUCAAUUUCGCAACAUGGAUGGCGUUCAACAUCCCUGGAAUGCUUCUGUGUGUGAUUUUAGCUUGGAUCUGGUUGCAGAUCCUCUUCAUGGGUCUCUGUCGAAAAGGGAAACAAAGCAUUCAGGAAACAAGCCCCGAGAAAGAAGCAGCUCUGAGGAAAGUCAUCGAGGACCAGUACCAGGGCCUGGGCCCAAUGUCACACCAGGAGAAGACUGUCCUCACUUUGUUCAUCAUCUUGGUUCUGAUGUGGCUCUUCCGAUCUCCUGAAUUCAUCCCAGGCUGGGCUGAUUUGUUUAAGGAUGCCAAUGGGAAGAAAUUUGCAAUCAAAGAUGCUUCGUCUGUCAUACUUAUAAUAUUUGCCCUCUUCGCGUUGCCUGCCAAUUUAAGCUUCUUCAAAAACAUCCGACGUAAAGACGGAGCACUGCUCCCGCCAGCCCCUGGCUGCCUAAACUGGAAGGUAGCUCAAGAAAGAGUUCCUUGGGGUCUCGUCCUUGUUAUGGGAGGAGGUCUAGCACUGGCUGAGGGCUGCAAGAAAUCCGGUCUGUCGUCUUGGAUGGGCGAACAACUCACCGUGUUUGACGCUCUUCCUAAAGAAGCCACUGUUUUUUGCGUUUCUCUCUUGAUAGCUAUGUUAACCGAAGUGACAUCCAACACUGCGACUGCAUCCAUUUUCUUGCCUGUGUUGAUGGAAAUGGCUUUGAACGUCAACGUGAACCCUCUGUACCUGAUGUUACCUGCAACCGUUUGCUGUUCCUACGCCUUCAUGCUUCCGGUAGCGACGCCCCCAAAUGCCAUCGUUUAUGGCGCUGCUGAUAUGAAGAGCUCAGACAUGAUGAAGGCUGGUUUCGUCAUGAACGUGUUGUGUGUUAUUGUUAUUACUGGUAUGAUCAAUACUCUUGGCGUUCUCAUGUUUGACCUCCACACACUGCCUGCAUGGGCCAAGUCAUCCGUCGUUUCUUAGCAUGGACCAUAUGGGGUCCUCAACCUAGAUGAGGAUGAGGAGACAACACUUCACCUACCCGUGGGUGCGCCACAUUCCUCUAAUUUCCUCAUAAGUAAUCCAGAUUUAAUACUGGAGCGAUCUUUCCAUGGGCAGCUUUAGGAUCAAGAGCCUGUGCUAGCAUGAGGGCAGCCUAACCUAAAACAACCAGAUCUUCUGCUCUGCCUAGGUAGGUCAAGCUCAUGCUAAGCACAGCACCAUGGAUUCUUGUGACGAUUCUGACCCUGGAACAGUGAUUUAGUGCAAGAAAAAUUACCGUAUUUAGAGCGUUGUUUCGUUACCUCUCCAGACUUGAUAAAAAUGUGCGAAAAAAUAAGGAAAAAAUUAUCAUAUUUAAUUGUAAUUAUGAAUUAUUCAUAGACAAAGCAGUAAAUGCUGGACAAAUUGCCCAGAGUAUAGAUUCUCUUGGCACAGUGUAUUUAUUCGUCUUGCCCAGAGUAUAGAUUCUCUUAUUCGUCUUUCAAUAUCUUGUGUCUCUUAUAACCAUGGAAAAAAAUGGUUUUGAGACACGGUUACUCAUUUUCUUCAGAAGAUAAUAUAAUCUUAUCCCUAUUUCUCUGUUUCGUUUGACGUGUCUGCAGUGAGAGUCAUAAGAUCAAAAUUCGAGUGUCUGCUCACAUAAUUAAAAGAACAAAUUUGCCCUUCUACUUCGUAUCUGAGCAGUUGGUAAUGUUUGUAUAAUCGUAUUUUCUCUAUGUAUUACAUUGAACAUCAGUGGUUGAACUCCCUCUUGUCUAAGCUGUCGCCAAUUUUGUGAGGAUCUGGGGAGAUGCUUAAAUCGAAGGCAUGCCAUGGAACCUGUACUUGUUUCUCCACAUCCUGAACCUUAGGAAGGGGCAGAGAGGAAAGGUAAUAGAUACAUACCAUUAUGCAUCUUUCAGGUCGAUGGAUAAAGUGCAGGUCCCAUGUGAAAUGAGCGAACUUAGGCAACAGUUGUCAUCUUGGACGUGAAUCACAUAACGUGAUUAUUGAGCUUUUGAUGCGCUGAGGAUCAUCCUCUGUUCGAAUGGUCCUUGGGAACACUGAAGAGAUGUGCCUGGUGGUGAAUAAACAUGUCCUUUAUUUAUAAUGCCUUUUAGGAGAGCGUCUUUUACUCAUGCUUCUCAGAGGAGGACUCCAGUUGUUGGAAAUACCCUUUGAAGGGUUGGAUGGAUACAAACAUUGCCACCUGUUGGAGGCAAUGCUAUGUCCCCAAGGGGAAUACUUCAAACUGCCUCCUGAUGCUGCAUAAGACGAUCCCCUACCUGCAAAGUCUGCUGGGCUUCACCUCUUCCCUUGCCCCUAAAGGGCAUUCCAGAAGUUACUUUUCCUUUCCUAAAAAAAAGGAUGUUAUUGUAGGAACCCCAUCGUUAUUAUUGAUGUCCUCUCUUCUCUUCCUGGUAAGAAACUAAGGACAACUGGAAGUUUGUAUGACUCUGGGUUGUAUCAGAACUUCUUGGGGAUUUAAGGGAAAGCUCUUAGGAACAGUGUUUUAUGAGUUACGACUUACCCAUCAGGGGAGGUACAUUACGGUUAUGUUGACAGGUUUGCUCUAUGAAAACCAUUACAGCAGACCCAUCACAACAGAAGAGGGAAGAAUGUAACCCAAAGUGACCUUGGGAAGUGACAUGUUUGAGUUCACCAAUUCUCCCUUUUAGGUACUGACUUGCUAUUAUGUAAAAAACUAAAGCGCUCCCUGUAGAGAAUGUACAUGUAGAAGUCCUUGCCACAGCAGCCAAAACAGUCUCAGAAGAAUAAGGGAUCUACUUACAGGUUAGAAUGGAAAGGACGUGGAGCCUAGCAUGUUACUCAUAAGUUGCUGUCUUGCUAAGAUUUUGCCCAUAGGGACACCAAACAGCUGGGUAGUCAUGUACAAUAGGAGCUUUUUCCAUUCAGAUAGAAGGACAAAUGGUGCUCAUUCUGAGUCCAAGCUAGUAAAAGUAUCAAGACCAAUAUGGCAUUACAGGAGUAGGAGGGCCAUCUCUUUGGGAGUCUAGUUCUUAUUCUAAUGAAGAUCUGAGAGACUGACUCAACAUCUUCUUGGCCUUGGGUGCUUUUGUUAGUAUGCUCCAGGGACCUUACUAUCUCGGCAAGAGAACCCAUUUCCACAUGAGUAGCUUUUGGGGAGUAUUUAGUCUUUUUCUGAAGGCUGACAAGUCUUAUUAACAUUAUCUAAAUUGGAUGGCAAGAUUGCUUUGAGUCCUAAUGGGAAUUUUCAAUAACAUCUUGAAUAUAGCUACAGUCGGUGUCAAGGAUUUCCUUGAUACUUUGCAAGAUAUCCUUACAGAUCCUGGCUCCCCCUCCCCUUUAAUUCCAGUCAAGCAUCAGCCAUAAUCUCAUUAUUAUGGAACUUCAUCUGGAUGGGGUGGCUGGAUCACUGCUACUGGGCAGAUACAGAGCCGCAGAUGAAGGACUAGGAAUCACACAUGAAGCUUUGAAGGGAUUUCCUCGAUACUUUGCGAGAUCUCUUUACAGAUCCGCCCGCCCCUCCCUAAAUUCCAGUCAAACACCAGUCAGAAUCUCAGUAUUAGGGACCUCCAUCUGGAUGGGCUGGGCUUGGGCGGCUGGACCACUGCCACUGUGCAGUUGCAGAGCCUCAGGUGAAGGACUAGGAAUCACACAGGUAGCUCUGAAGGGAUUUUCAGUUUCUCUUCUGAGGGCUGAAAAUAUCCUAAAAACAACAUUCAGCUUGGUUUCCUAGACUUCUUUAUUCUUGAAGGGAAUUUUCAAUGUCUUCAGUAAAAUUACUCUAAGCAUCAAAGAUUUCUUUGAUAAGUUGUAAGAUUUCCUUAUGGAUCACCGUUCUAAACUCUAACCAAGCAUCAGCUGCCAAGGGGCUGAUAGGAACUCUUUUGUGAAGGGCUAGGAACCAUAGGAGGAACAAGAAUAUAGGAAUAUUAGGGGUAGGAGGGGGCUCCCUGUUAGGGGUCCUCCUGAACAUGAAAUUAUUUCUAGGAGAUCCUGGACUCCCUUAUGGGUUCUUUUCCCCAUGUGAGAAAAAAUGUUAGUGCUCCUGGCCCUUUUAAGUUCAAUGAAGAGAGGUCAGUUGCAUGAUCUUCUGUUUGCCGAUUAUAUGGGGCAUCUGCCUCUAUCAGUGACUUUUCUUCUCCAUCAGUACAGUAAGUAGGUAGGGAUUCAUGUUGUCUAGCUCUUAUUUUGGAUACAUCCUAUGCUAAAGAUAUGAAGACAUUUUGUAAUAAAACUGACAGAAAGAAAGAAUUACCCAAGACCAUAUAAUGAUGCUGGAAAAAUUGAGUAGCAACUAAGUUUAUAAAAUCCCAUGCAAAGACUAUGAUUCAUUUUUUGUGUGCCAGACAAGUAAGAAUUAGAUGUUAUAAUAAACCCCUUAAAUAUUCAGUUAGAACUAGUGAAAAGAAUAAUGAUGUUUUUGUGAACCUCAGAGAAAGGUCACAUAAGAUUAAUGAGUCCCUUUAGCAGUAAAUUUACAAGAUGUAAAAAUAUUGAGUACUGAAAUCUUGAAUUUACUUUUGCACAGUUAACAAAAAACUAUUAGUUCAAUUCCAAAUCUCUACACUCAAGACUCUGUUCUACAUAAGAUGUUAGAAGGAGAACGACAGAUACAGAAAAAUCUCUAAUCCUUGUUAAUGCCCUUUGACCCUGUUUUAUCCAUAGAAGGAAGUAUAUACCUAAAGUUACGAUUUCUAUACCAGUGCUAUGCAGUUCAGUGGUCUUCCACCCAGGUGGCGCUGCAGAGCCUUGGAGCCAUAUUUAAAGGUCUGGUAACCGUACAAAUUGGCAGGGGAUUAGUGCGAUUGUGAAUUUUUCUUUGUCGUUAUUGUUUAAUGUCUAAGUGUUUAAUGAAUGUUUAGUGAGUGUGUAUGAGUAAGUGUUUAGUGAAUGUUUAGGGGUUAGUGAGGAGAAUGUUAGUGUUCAGUGAAUGUUUAGUUUUGAAAGUAUUCAGUGAUGUUUAGUGAGUGUUCAGGGUUUAGUGAAUGUUUUGUGACUGUUAUUGUUUAGUGAAUGUUUAGUGUGUAAGUAUUCAGUGAAUGUUUAGGGUUUAGUGAAUGUUUAGUGUGUAAGUGUUAAGUGAGUGUUUAGUGAAUGUUUUGUGUGUAAGUGUAAAGUGAGCUUUUUAGGUUUUGUGAAUGUUAGUGUUUAGUGAAGGGUUAGUGCGUAAGUAUUCAGUGAAUGCUUAGUGUGUAAGUGUUUCAUGAACGUUUAGUGAGUGUUUAGGGAUUAGUGAAUGUUUAGAAAGUGUUUAAAUUGCUUAAAUCAUAGUCCAGAUGCUUAGGCCUUGACCACAAUGUUUGUGGUCAAGGUAAUUUUUCACAAUGAAAUUGGGUCAAGUAAUAAUAAUAAUAAUAAUAAUAAUAAUAAUAAUAAUAAUAAUAAUAAUAAUAAAAAGGUAUAGUAUUAUGAGCUGGACCGAGACCUUUCAAUAUGGCCGGCCGAGGUCACUUGCUCGUCAGGGAGCUCGCCACUUCAUGUAUUGACGCUCCAUGGUUUUAUCCAAGUACCUGACUUAAUCGUAAUUUAAUUACCUUAGCUUGCAUGAAAUUGUACAUAUUCCCCUUUAAUGUCAGAUUGUGUUCGCAGAAUCGAGUCUUCAUUGUAUCCGUUCUGUUGUAAAUAGUUUGCUUGAACGUGCUCUGAAGUAAAGGUGAGAGGUCAUA